CCACUCUGCCGCAGAUGAUGGUCACUCCUGCCGUCUCCACAGCUCAUCUAUCGGAGACUCUGGAAUGUAUGUGUGCUCUGCGAAUAUGAUCGCGCGAUGGAAAUCUGCCAAUGGACGGAGCCUGUGCGUCUCCUGCAUUGCAGGCUCACCCGGCUUACCCAGACUUUCCUGCAUCAACAUAAGAUUGACCUUGUGUUCCAAUGCACGUCCGCGGUGCUAGCGUGUCAUCGCUUAUGGAGCCAAUCCGAGCUCGACAUCUAUAUGGCUAGAAGCUACAACGCAGGUAUACUCGAGAUCGCCUCGGUCUGCCUUUUGCGGGUCCGGACAUCGGUCCAGAAGCAGUUGACGAGCGAUCAACAUAUAUUUGAACUUAUCAGCUCUCCCGUAUGAAUGGCUGGAGCAACAUGGCCGUCUUCUGCCAACCAGACGGGAUGGUCUCCGUCCCCGGUACGAUGUGCGAACAGGGGCAUUGCCAUUUGUGGAGAAUGCCUGUAUCUUCGCCAACGGCGCCCAUGUUGCAGACCCGAAUGCUGCAUGACUGCUGCCGAAGGUCUGCCGCCCACUUCCGACUUCGUCGUUUGAUUCGAUCUUACUGAAGUGUAAGCGCGCCGGGGAACAGCAACAGCUUCAGGAGAGUCCAGUCUUGUUUCUGCUGCGGGAAGACGCCACCCGACCUGCUAGUCUGUCUCGGCAAGUGAUCUCUCAAGCCUAGCACGUGGAAUCCUGGCAGGCCACUUCGCUAUCGAAAUCCAUCCCGCAGAUUCCCGCCUCUUUCUGAUUCGCAUCUGUCAGCAACCUAGCGACGGUGUGUAUCCGUCAUUAAUCGUAGGCGGAGUGCAAGGUGUAUUGUCCCCUAGUAUAAGUGCAAUCUGAUGAC
This is a messenger RNA of Baudoinia panamericana UAMH 10762, 877 nucleotides long. RefSeq lists its product as uncharacterized. NCBI's taxonomy places the organism in Eukaryota, Fungi, Ascomycota, Dothideomycetes, Mycosphaerellales, Teratosphaeriaceae. The transcript is spliced from 2 exons. Bases 405 to 596 code for a protein of 63 amino acids. The record is from RefSeq and is a predicted model, not a curated record.